Mirounga angustirostris (Northern elephant seal) is the source of this 1757-nucleotide messenger RNA. It is a transcript of the gene RNF151, whose product is annotated as ring finger protein 151. Gene Ontology annotation, molecular function: ubiquitin-protein transferase activity; zinc ion binding. The record is from RefSeq and is a predicted model, not a curated record. NCBI's taxonomy places the organism in Eukaryota, Metazoa, Chordata, Mammalia, Carnivora, Phocidae. Gene Ontology annotation, biological process: protein ubiquitination.
CGGCCAAGUGCCGCGAGAUCUCGGCUGCCCCGCCCCAGGCGCGAGUUCGCCACGGGCCUAUAAGAACCGUGGAAGCGCACUCCUGGGUUUCCCCGCGCUCCGCGUGCGACUGCGCGUGUGCGGCUCUGAGUGUGGGCGCCGCGGCGGCCCAGCUACCCGGUACUGCGGGACGCCGACGCCCCGACCGUGAGGCCCACGCCGCCAGGACCGCGGGGAGAGGGGAGCUCUGCUCCCAACGCCCAGUGAAGUUGUCCAUGUGAGUCCUGCAUGUCUGGGUGUUCCUGGCCCCCCACCCAUCCGCCUGGAGGUGCAUCUGUGGGCGCGGGGAGCAAGAGUGGCGGAUAUGAUCUCAACCUCUUCGCCAGCCCUCCCGACUGCAACUUCCUGUGCUCCGUGUGCCACGGGGUUCUCAAGAGGCCAGUGAGGUUGCCAUGCAGCCAUAUCUUCUGCAAGAAAUGCAUCCUCCGGUGGCUAGCCAGACAGAAGACCUGUCCAUGCUGCAGGAAAGAGGUGAAAUGGAAAAAGAUGGUCCAUGUAAAUAAACUCCGGAGGACCAUCGGCCGCCUGGAAGUCAAGUGCAAGAACGCGGAAGCUGGCUGCUUGGUGACGUGCCCCCUGGCCCAUCGAAGGGGGCACCAGGACUCAUGCCCUUUCGAGCUGAUGGCCUGCCCCAAUGAGGGCUGCACGGCACGGGUGCCACGUGGGGCCCUGGCUGAGCACUGGCAGCACUGCCAACGUGGGGCCCAGCAGCGCUGCCCACUGGGCUGUGGGGCCGCCCUGGGCCCGGUGGAGCGUGCACGCCACAACUGCUACCGUGAGCUGCGCGACGCCUGGACCCAGCGUCAGGAGCGCAGCCGGACCCUGGUGCUGGGCCUGCUGCGGCGCAUGCGCAAAGUGCACCGCACCACCAAUCUCAUCCGCAGGCAGCUGGCCCAGCUCGGAGACUUCCUGGAGGAGGACGACGCGCUGCUCGUGGGCGCCCCGCAAGGGGAGUCCGAGGCCACCCCAGAAGGCAGCAUUGGGGCCGAGGUUGGGGGGCCCAGGGCCACGGUACCUUGUAAACAGAGGGGUAAAUAAACGCAGAGCCCAGGCCUGGCCCGCCCUGCCACUUCUGUGCUUGCCGGCCUCACAGCUUUAUCCCAUUUGCCACCCCCACCCCCGCCCCGCCCCGCCCCAGGCACUACUGCCUUCACCACGCAGGGACACUGGCCUUUCUCCCUGGGCCGCUCCUGCCUGCAAGGCUCUUCUCCCUGCUCUCCGUUUGCCUGGUUUCUUGUCCCUCAGAUACCUCUUCCUCGCAGAGGUUAUCCCUGAAACCCUCCCAGUCUCCUUCCUGUUACUUCUACCUGUCUGUUAACCAACUUCCCAGCCAGUCACACAAACAGCUCAAAACCCUGAACUCCUAGGAAAAGCCCACGCCUCACAAUGACUCAGGGAACUGCCAUUAUCUCUGACCUCCUGCCCCUAUCGUCUCAGUACUCCCUGUAGCCACAAGCACUGUCCCCCCAAACAGCCACAGGGAUCCCCGCUUUACUCACUCAGGCGACACCUUACCUCCCCCACCACCCCAUUUAAAAGCCCGUUACCCUGAUCUGUUCUUUCUACAGCACUAAUCGCUGAACGCUCCCGAUUAUUCCUUGCCCGUCCUCCGCCAGCCCUCUCUCCUCUAGCACCUCCUGCUCUUGUGCCUCCCAAAUGUCUACAACAGUGCUUUGCACAUAGAAUGUGAUCAAUAAAUAUUUGAGAGUCUCUGAAGU